Molecule: messenger RNA, 1636 nt
Organism: Chelmon rostratus (copperband butterflyfish)
Lineage: Eukaryota; Metazoa; Chordata; Actinopteri; Chaetodontiformes; Chaetodontidae
Gene: trappc13
Product: trafficking protein particle complex subunit 13
Exons: 13
Coding region: 79-1332 (417 amino acids)
Cellular component (GO): TRAPPIII protein complex
Source: RefSeq, a predicted model, not a curated record
GUCAAAGUUCACCAGCCAGCCUGUCACAACCAGCUAGCAUUAUAGCUAACGUCACUAAAGAAGACCUUCUCUGUCAAAAUGGAUGUAAAUCAGGCGAAACAGGAACACUUACUCGCAUUAAAAGUGAUGCGGUUAACAAAACCGACACUCUUCACAAACCUGCCAGUGACGUGUGAAGAUCGAGAUCUGCCAGGGGAUUUGUUUGGUCAGCUUAUGAGGGAGGACCCAUCCACCAUCAAAGGAGCAGAGAUUUUAAUGCUUGGAGAGAUGCUUACAUUACCACAGAACUUUGGAAAUAUUUUCCUCGGCGAGACCUUCUCCAGUUACAUAAGCGUGCACAACGACAGCAACCAAGUGGUGAAGGACAUUCUUGUGAAGGCUGACCUACAGACCAGCUCCCAGAGGCUCAACCUGUCAGCGUCAAACUCCGCAGUAGCAGAACUCAAACCUGAGUGCUGCAUCGAUGACGUCAUCCACCACGAAGUCAAAGAGAUCGGAACACACAUCUUGGUUUGUGCUGUCAGUUACACCACUCAGUACGGGGAGAAGCUCUAUUUUCGGAAGUUCUUCAAAUUCCAGGUUUUGAAGCCGCUGGAUGUGAAGACCAAGUUCUACAACGCAGAGAGUGACCUCAGUUCUGUGACGGAUGAAGUGUUCCUGGAGGCUCAGAUCCAGAACAUCACCACCUCACCGAUGUUCAUGGAGAAGGUCUCUCUCGAGCCCUCCAUGAUGUACAACGUCACAGAGCUCAACACGGUCGCCUCCGGGGACGAAGGAGAGUCCACAUUUGGGAAGAUGUCCUACCUGCAGCCCAUGGACACCCGGCAGUACCUGUACUGCCUGAAGCCAAAGCCGGAGUACGCGGAGAAGGCCGGCGUCAUCAAGGGCGUGACGGUGAUAGGCAAGCUUGACAUCGUAUGGAAGACCAAUCUCGGGGAGAGAGGGAGGCUGCAGACCAGUCAGCUGCAAAGAAUGGCUCCAGGCUACGGAGAUAUCAGGCUGUCUUUGGAGAUGAUUCCUGACACGGUCAACCUUGAAGAACCUUUCGACAUCAUCUGUAAAAUCACCAACUGCAGUGAAAGAACCAUGGACCUGGUGCUGGAGAUGUGUAACACCAGAUCGAUCCACUGGUGUGGAGUUUCAGGGCGGCAGCUGGGGAAACUGAGCCCCGGUGCCUUCCUCUCUCUGCCCCUCACACUCCUCUCCUCCGUCCAGGGCCUGCAGAGUAUUUCCGGAUUGAGGCUCACAGACACGUUUCUGAAGAGGACGUACGAAUACGACGACAUCGCACAAGUGUGUGUGGUCUGCCCGUACACGAACAACGAGUGCUAGGAGUUUUAUUCACCUUUUCCUGUGUGUGUUUUAGAUAUGAAUGGACCAACAGUGGAAUUCUGCGCAAAACGCUGACAUUUCACUCUUUUUGCAACCUGAGGGGAUAAUAAUGUAUUUUAAAAUGAAUUGUGAAUAAUAUGCAUCACUUUAUUUGAAAAUAAUGAUGUACAUGUGCAUAAAUGUUAAUAAAAAUCUGUAAUCUUUGAUUUCCUAUUGCUUUUCAAAACAUAUUUCAUGAUGUCUGUGGUGGCUUUUGUCAUUAAAAAUGCUCCCAGAGAAUAUAUGAGAGAAAACUUUAAAUUUU